CUGGCGGGCUGGAGAAUGUCCUGGCAAAUCCGGGGCUCCUCCUUGGGGUCAACCGAAUGCAGGAUUUCAUGUCAGACGACCCCAUGUCCAUGCACGCUCAUGGCACACGAUUUCUGAAUUUUGUUUUUUUUUUUUUCUGGGGAAUGCGGGAAAUAAUUGAUUUAUUUUAUUUUCUUCUUCCAAUUCAUUUCCCGUGUUUGGGUAGAAUAUUUUGUAUCGUGUACAUCACACGUACCUUUUUUUAAAUUGUAUUUUAUUCCUAACAUUUUAUUUUAGCUUUAUUUUUAUUUUUAAAAUGCCUGCUUGGGUACCUAGGUUGUGUUUGUUGGAGAAGUAAUUGGAGAAACAUGGGGGGUUCAUGGAGGUUAUGGAGGCUAUGGAGGAGAAGGAUGAGGAGUACCAAACUUAACUUUACUAGAGCACAGAUUAGGUACUUAGGUACUUACCUAACCUUAUACGCUAUAACAUACACAUUUCGAAAACAU
This is a messenger RNA of Hypoxylon trugodes, 485 nucleotides long. RefSeq lists its product as uncharacterized. The coding region runs from base 69 to 245 and encodes 58 amino acids. NCBI's taxonomy places the organism in Eukaryota, Fungi, Ascomycota, Sordariomycetes, Xylariales, Hypoxylaceae. The record is from RefSeq and is a predicted model, not a curated record. The transcript has a single exon.